AGACGGACCUAGCCAGCUCUUGCUUGUGCCGGCAACUGCGCCGGCGAGCGAGUCGCUGGCUCGGUGCCCUCCGCUCUUCCUCCUCUUCCCUCCCCCCGAGCAGCAGCAGCAGCAGCAGCAGCAGCAGCGAGUGUUCGCCAGCUGGUCGUUCGGUUCUGAGGGCCGGACAGGACUGGAGGUGUCGGAGGAGCGGCGGGGCAAUGGGGAUCCUUGCCGGGAAGAAGCUCCGCUGGGCGGCUGCGGUGUGAGCAAAGGAAGGUUUGUUGUUGAAAGCAUCAGUUAAUGAGGUGAAGAAGCAACAUUUUGUGAUACAUGGAGAAAAAUGAAUUGAUAUCUAAUUUACGUUUGAUCUGAAGAUAUAAAAUGCAGACUCAGAAAUGAUUCCUAUCAAGAAAUCUUCUGGAAUCACAACCUGGAAGAUCUUCAGAUGCAUACACUGUGGCUCCCUUUCCUAAUUCUAAAAAUAAUGGAAAUGUUACACCAACAGCACUGGUCUUGAAGACAAGACUUAGUGUUCUCUUGCCAUUGUGUGGAUAUGAGUGAGCCGAAGUCUUCACAGGAAGAAAAGCACAAACCCAGCAGAGCCUCUUCAAAGGUCAAGGAAUCUGCAAGAAUUAUGCAGUCUGAUGACUACUUUGCAAGAAAAUUUAAAGCUCUGAAUGGUAACAUGGGUCCUCCUGCUUCUUUAAGUUCAGCUAACAAAGGUGAAAAUAGUAAUCCAGCCAAUGGUACCCCAGCCAUGCCUAAAAUGGGUGUCCGAGCCAGAGUAUCUGAAUGGCCACCUAAGAAAGAUUGUACAAAGGAACUAAGCAAAGCUUCGUGGGAAAGUAGGCCUCAGCCUGGUUAUGAAAGUGUUGGAUCAGUAAAUGGUGACCAGAAUGAAGGGAAGCAAAAAGAACACCUUGACUUAGAAUUUGCAGAGACCCGGUAUGCAUUAGGAGACCUUUUUAUCCAUUCUCCACACAGGGGACUUCAUCCUAUAAGGCAAAGAAGCAACAGUGAUGUUACAAUCAGUGACAUUGAUGCUGAGGAUGUACUGGACCAGAACGCUGUCAACCCAAAUACAGGAGCAGCUCUUCAUAGGGAAUAUGGGAGUACGUCAUCAAUAGACAGACAAGGUUUGUCUGGUGAGAAUUUUUUUGCAAUGCUUCGAGGUUACAGAGUGGAAAACUUUGAACAUAAAACACAUGUGCCAUUUGGAUUUCCUGAAUUUUUCCACUGUGACCCCACCAUUUCUCCAAGUCUCCAUGCUGCAGCACAGAUUUCCAGAGGAGAGUUUGUAAGAAUUUCUGGACUGGACUACAUGGAUAGUGCCCUACUUAUUGGUAGGGAUCGGGACAAAUCUGUCAAAUGGAGAUUAAAGUCUGAAGCAGUAGAAACAUCUCUCUUUAGAAAACUGAGAACUGCUAAAAGUGAACAUGAAACUCUUAAAUUCUCAUCUGAACUAGAGGAUUGUAGACUUGAGAAGAAUAUUCAUCCUUGGAAUUGUCAGAAGUGUUUUGCACAUUAUGAUGUUCAAAGCAUUCUGUUUAACAUAAAUGAAGCAAUGGCUACCAGAAUUAAUGUGGGGAAAAGAAAAAAUAUAACCACUGGAGCUUCAGCUGCAUCACAAACUCAAAUGGCAGCAGGACAGAUUGGAAGCUGUGAAUCUCCUUUAGGAAGUAAAGAGGAUCUCAAUUCAAAAGAGAACCUAGAUGCUGAUGAAGGUGAUGGGAAAAGUAAUGACCUAGUACUGAGUUGUCCUUAUUUUAGGAAUGAAACUGGUGGGGAAGGUGAUAGGCGGAUUGCACUCUCUCGGGCAAACUCAGCGUCUUUUUCUUCAGGAGACAGUUGCUCCUUUGAAUCUUCACUAAGUUCUCACUGCACGAAUGCAGGUGUUUCUGUGCUGGAAGUACCCAGGGAGAACCAACCAAUUCACAGGGAGAAAGUAAAACGUUAUAUCAUUGAGCACAUUGAUCUUGGUGCAUAUUAUUAUAGAAAGUUCUUCUAUGGAAAAGAGCAUCAAAAUUACUUUGGAACAGAUGAAAAUUUAGGACCAGUAGCAGUCAGCAUCCGAAGGGAGAAGUUUGAAGAUGUAAAGGAGAAAGAAGGUUCACAAUUCAACUACCGUGUAGUGUUCAGAACAAGUGAGCUUACAACACUGAGAGGAGCAAUUUUAGAAGAUGCCAUUCCAUCUACUGCGAGACAUGGCACAGCACGAGGCCUACCUCUUAAAGAAGUGUUGGAAUAUGUAAUACCAGAACUAAGCAUUCAGUGCCUGAGGCAAGCUUCCAGUUCGCCCAAAGUCUCUGAGCAGCUGCUUAAAUUGGAUGAACAAGGGCUGAGUUUUCAGCACAAGAUUGGAAUCCUAUAUUGCAAAGCAGGCCAAAGUACUGAGGAAGAGAUGUAUAACAAUGAGACAGCAGGACCUGCUUUUGAAGAAUUCCUUGAUCUCCUGGGACAGAGAGUACGACUGAAAGGCUUCAAUAAAUACAGAGCUCAACUAGACAAUAAAACUGAUUCGACUGGAACUCAUUCUCUUUAUACUACCUACAAAGACUAUGAAAUCAUGUUUCAUGUAUCAACUAUGCUUCCAUAUAUGCCCAGUAAUAGGCAACAGGAAAUAACCACGCCCUGCUUGGUCACUGAUCAGGACAUCCCUCUAGUUUUAGAGCCAGCAGGAGAUCCAAACACACAGCUCCUAAGGAAAAGGCACAUAGGAAAUGACAUUGUAACUAUUGUCUUCCAAGAGCCUGGAGCACUUCCUUUUACUCCAAAAAAUAUCCGUUCUCAUUUUCAACAUGUGUUUGUCAUUGUUAAAGUUCACAAUCCUUGCACUGAAAAUGUGUGUUAUAGUGUUGGAGUUUCAAGAUCAAAAGAUGUACCACCAUUUGGCCCUCCAAUUCCCAAAGGAGUGACUUUCCCCAAAUCGGCUGUAUUCCGGGACUUCCUAUUAGCCAAAGUCAUUAAUGGAGAAAAUGCAGCACACAAGUCAGAAAAAUUUCGAGCAAUGGCCACCAGAACACGUCAAGAGUACUUGAAAGAUCUAGCAGAAAACUUUGUUACUACAGCCACAAUAGACACUUCAGUCAAGUUUAGUUUUAUUACACUGGGGGCGAAGAAAAAAGAGAGAGUUAAACCGAGAAAAGGUGCCCAUUUAUUCAGUGUUGGUGCAGUGAUAUGGAAUGUGAUAGCACGAGACUUUGGUCAGUCUCUUGACAUUGAAUGUCUCCUUGGUAUCUCAAAUGAAUUUAUUGUGCUGAUAGAAAAGGAAUCGAAAAACGUUGUGUUUAACUGCUCCUGCAGAGAUGUUAUUGGCUGGACGUCUGGGUUAAUGAGUGUUAAAGUUUUUUAUGAAAGAGGCGAAUGCGUUCUUCUGUCUGCAUUUGAUAACUGUGCUGACGACAUCAGAGAAAUGGUUCAAAGAUUAGAAAUUGUGACCCGAGGAUGUGAAACCACAGAAAUGACCCUGAGGAGAAAUGGCUUGGGACAGCUUGGAUUCCAUGUUAAUUUUGAAGGGAUUGUAGCAGAUGUGGAGCCUUUUGGUUUUGCAUGGAAAGCAGGGCUACGUCAAGGCAGUCGCCUAGUGGAAAUUUGUAAAGUGGCUGUGGCAACCCUGACUCAUGAACAAAUGAUUGACCUGUUACGCACUUCUGUGACGGUAAAGGUGGUGAUUAUCCAGCCACAUGAGGAUGGAUCACCAAGAAGGGGUUGCUCAGAACUGUGUCGAAUCCCCAUGGUGGAGUACAAACUUGAUAGCGAAGGCACCCCAUGUGAAUAUAAAACCCCUUUCAGGAGGAAUACUACUUGGCAUCGGGUGCCAACCCCUGCUGGGCAGCCCCUCUCUCGUGCUUCUCCAAUCCUAGGGACUUCUGAUAGGUUGCAGUGCCAGCAACUUCUCCAGCAGGCACAAACAGCCAUUCCUCGUAGUACUUCAUUUGACAGAAAGCUGCCAGAUGGUGCAAGAAGUUCUCCAAGCAACCAGUCAUCUUCCAGUGACCCAGGACCAAGUGGGAGUAGUCAAUGGAAGCACCAAGUGGGAUACGAUGGUUGCCAGUCUCCUUUACUUCAUGAUCACCAAGGUUCAGGUCCACUGGAGGGUGAAGGGGGAAGAGAACAUGAAGAAUCUUUGGAAGGGAGCAGACAUCCUAGUGAAACCAAGUGGCAUGCACCAUCAACCAAAGUCUUGAGUUCCUAUAAAGACCGGGCUUUGCAGAAAGAAAACAGUGGCAAGGAUUCACCAAACAAAUUUUCUCAUAUUGGAGACAAAAACUGUUCCAGCCAUUCCAGCAGUAAUACACUCUCCAGUAACACAUCCAGCAACAGUGAUGAUAAGCACUUUGGCUCCGGAGACCUAAUGGACAGUGAUAUGCUUGGGUUAACAUAUAUUAAAGGGGCUUCUACUGACAGUGGGAUUGAUACUGCUCCCUGUAUGCCUGCCCCAAUUUUGGCCCCUUUGCACCUGGCUGGAACUCGGUCUGGAAUACACAGUCGGACAGAUCAGUGGACUGAAUCUGGAACUCCUGGACCAGAUGAUGAGCAAACCAAAAUUUAUGCUGUUCACAGUUAUGCUUCAGCCAUUUCUAGCGUUCAUACAGGUGAUGGCAGCAUCGGAGACCUCAGCGAAAUAUCUUCACAUUCGAGUGGGUCACAUCAUUCAGGCAGUCCUUCUGGCCAUGGUCCUAAAAGCAGUGGAUCUUUAGAUACCUCCAAAGUAUAUAUAGUGUCACAAAACAGCAAUCAACAGAUCUCCAGCUCAAUAGCAAAAUGCUACCCUCGACAAGGAGCAAUAAGUAAAUAUGUCAUUGGCUGGAAAAAAUCAGAGGACAGCCCUACACCUGAGGAAUCUGAGGCUUCUGAAUGCCAAGAAGUUUAUAAUGAUGUUCAUGGCCUAUCUUCCAGUCGGCUUCAGGACUCUGUAAGUACAGUUUCUGAAAGCCAGCGAAUCUUGUCAAAAGAAGAGUUUCUGAAGCUGAUGUUGCCAGACAGCAUCUCUGUGGAUGAAGGCAGGAGAAAGUUUUCAUUUUAUGGCAACCUAUCUCCAAGGAGGACACUCUAUCGCACACUCUCUGAUGAGAGCAUAUGUAGCAAUCGGAGAGGAUCAUCAUAUGCUAGCUCGCGAAGUUCAAUGCUAGACCAGGCUUUGCCAAAUGAUAUUUUGUUCAGCACUACACCACCAUAUCACAGUACCUUACCUCCUAGAACAAGCUUAACCACUGGUAUGGGAAACCUACGACAUGAGUUUUGGUUCUCGGAUGGGUCCUUAUCUGAUAAGUCAAGAUUCAAUGACCCUGGCCUGAUGCCCCUUCCAGACACAGCCACAGGAUUAGACUGGUCUAACUUGGUAGAUGCUGCACAAGCAUUUGAAGAUUAUGACUCUGACGAAGAACUUGGGCCAAUCUGUCAUCACACUUCGUUUCUAGAUCAAAGGGUAGCAUCUUUUUGCACCCUAAAUGACAUGCAGCAUGUGCAAGAUUUGGAGAAUAAUCAAAACUUGCCUUUGGGUGCAAAUCCAACAAAUGGAAAAGACUUCAUUGAUACGACUGGAGAGGAUAGCCCUACUACCUUGACUGGAAAAGUAAACCAGUUGGAAGUGAUCCUUCGACAAUUACAAACUGAUCUUCGGAAGGAAAAACAAGACAAAGCUGUUCUCCAAGCUGAAGUCCAGCAUUUGAGACAAGAUAACAUGAGACUUCAGGAAGAAUCACAAACAGCAGCUGCUCAGCUAAGAAAAUUUACGGAGUGGUUUUUCAAUACAAUAGACAAGAAGUCCUAAUAUCAGAGCUCUCAAAAAAUCAUUGUUUGAAUCACAGAACACCAGUAAUUUUAAUUUAGCCUAAUAUAAUUUCACUGUGUUCACAGUCCAUUUUACAUGUUACUGCUAUAAUCUCUGUCCAGCCAUAUUUGUUUGAACAAGGCCGUGAACGACUCAAAAUUAUCUUCAUAUUGAUCUGAAGAAAAUGGAGAAUGAAUAGCAGAUAUUUGUUUUUGUGAAGAUGAAUGUACAAUUCCUGGUGUCAUUUUAGACAUUUUAGCAUAAACCUCUGAUUUGGGCUUGCCUGCAGAGGAAGUUAUGUUGGGGUUUAUCUUCUGUACGUCAGGUGCUCCAAUAAAGAUGCUAAAGCAAUUUAUGGUAGCUUGGUUUCAGUAUUGUAAGAUAAAAAAUAAAAUAAAACCUAGACAUAUACUUUCAUGUUUAAAGGUGCUCUAUUUUUUGUAUGUACAGUAGAUUAUUUCCACAGUCACAUUGUCAUAGCAAUAAGAAUGGAAGUAGAAUUGAUUAGCCGCAAUAUUGUGUUUAUAAAAUUUAGCACUGAUGAGUUUAACACUAGAUUGGAUGCAGAUACAUUAGGAUUUAUUUAUUUGCAGGAAAAAUUGUGCCUGAAUUUAAACAGUGUUCUGGUUUUUCUAAAGAUGCACAUGCCUUCUACAUGGCUCACUUGAUCAGCUCACUCCAGCUUCAAUUACCUAUGUAUAGUUCAUGUUCAGUUAAGAUGGUUAUAGAGAGACUAUUAAUUACGUAUGGUGUGAGCCAGCCAAUCAUUUGUAUAAUUCCAGAUUUGUUUAUCUUUGUACAGAAGCUUUGAGCGAGUGACUUGUAUUUAACACUUUUAUUUAAGCUUAUUUAACCUGUUAAUUUUAUAAAGCUUUUCUUUUAUCUGCACUAUGGUGAGGACAGUGGGUUGCGAGCUACGUGUUGUUUAGCUUGCCAAAACUGCACUGCAGAGCUCUAGAAAAUUCUAACAAUUGGAUGCUGCUAGUACACAAUUUGUGUUUGUAUGCUUUAACAUUUUUAACUGUUUUGUUUGAAAAAAAUAUACAAUUUGCUUUUUUAAUAAAUGUUUGAAAAAUA
Messenger RNA from Hemicordylus capensis (graceful crag lizard), 6832 nucleotides. It is a transcript of the gene SIPA1L2, whose product is annotated as signal induced proliferation associated 1 like 2. The record is from RefSeq and is a predicted model, not a curated record. Gene Ontology annotation, biological process: activation of GTPase activity; regulation of small GTPase mediated signal transduction. Gene Ontology annotation, cellular component: cytoplasm. Lineage: Eukaryota; Metazoa; Chordata; Lepidosauria; Squamata; Cordylidae. Gene Ontology annotation, molecular function: protein binding; GTPase activator activity. Bases 536 to 5755 code for a protein of 1739 amino acids. The transcript is spliced from 24 exons.